Opisthorchis viverrini is the source of this 2308-nucleotide messenger RNA. RefSeq lists its product as hypothetical. The record is from RefSeq and is a predicted model, not a curated record. Gene Ontology annotation, molecular function: cysteine-type deubiquitinase activity; cysteine-type endopeptidase activity. Lineage: Eukaryota; Metazoa; Platyhelminthes; Trematoda; Opisthorchiida; Opisthorchiidae. The transcript is spliced from 10 exons. Gene Ontology annotation, cellular component: cytosol; nucleus. The annotation marks the transcript as partial. Gene Ontology annotation, biological process: protein deubiquitination.
GGGUUACAUAAUCUGGGGAAUACAUGCUACCUCAAUUCCAGUUUGCAAUGUUUAUCUCGGAGUCCAUACUUGUUGGAACUGUUGUCUCUACCACCGUUGUCUGGCGCCACCUUGAAGCGGCCUGACGGCGAUUCCGUUCGUACAUUGCAGAUCUGUCUUCCGAUCAUGAAAGCCCCAAUAACCAAACGUUUCACCGAACUCUGCGCUUCGCUUCGUGAUAUGCGUAGUGACGCUUCUGGGCCUUGUUCCCUCAAUCCUGCAUCCCUUCGUGAGUCCAUUCUCGAGCGGUACCCACGCUUCAGCGGGUUCGGUCAACAGGAUAGUCAUGAAAUCCUCCGCGCUUUGUUAGAUUGCUUGAAACAAGAGGAACUAAUGCGUUGGCGUAAAGGUAUCCUGGAAAAACUAAGUAUUGAUGUAAAGAAUGUAAGCUCAGAAGACCGUCAGCUAAUCCGCACCUGGGGACGGGCCGCCUCAAUCGCAACCAUUGUCGAUCGCCUUUUUGGUGGAAUCCUGAUCAGCACGCUUCAGUGCUGCGUUUGUGGCACCAUUCGAACGAGCUUUGAACCGUUUCUUGACCUUUCUUUGCCAAUCACAGAUGCCAAGGCUUCGUUUGGUCGCCGCACUGCUCCGGAAAAACAUGAAGGUGUUGGGAAGUCAAAGCAGGAAUUAAAACGAGAUCGCAAGAAAAAGAAAAAAGGAAAGCCGAAACGUGAGAACCGCAGAAGGCUCAAACAGGAGAUGGAUUGCCCUGCAGUUUCGUCCGACGGAGACUCGGUAGAUGAGCCUGUCGAAUCUGAGUCGCCUCCGCUCAACAUGCCGUGCUGUUUUGUGACUCCGGCUGAUGAUGAUGCAGUUGAGUCCAAACCGUUGCAAGAGCAGCUACAUUGUACUAGCGACCUCACAGCUGAUGGUGUUGCUCCCGGUAAACCUGUUGUUCAGACUAAUUCUAAUGGUGUUACCAGCCAACCAUCUUCCGUCGGAUCAAUGUCACGAGUGGCUUCAAGUGAUUCAUCCAAUGGUGGUUGCGCAGAUGCUGAAGACAGUGAUGAGGACCGGAUAUACAUGAAAGCCAUUUCACCGUGCGAUAACGAAUUGUCCCCUAAUUCUACCCUUCUGAAGCCCGAUGCCUCUGAUAAUGCAAAUGACGAAGGGUCCAUUCUGGUCGAAACAAAUGCGUACUUGGCAAAUCAGCUAGCCAAAAUCAACCUUCAAUCACACGAUUGUGGACCUUUGGGGGCUGAGGAGCUUCUACAGGCCAGUCGAUUAUCUCAGCUUCCUUUACGUUCAUCAACUUCAGAGCGGUGUGAAUUUCGUUCUGGGGAUAAUGAUGAAUCUUUGUACACAUGUCUAUCCCGUUUUACCACUCCCGAACACUUGUGCGGAUCUAACCGUAUUCAGUGCGAUACAUGCAGUGGGCGACACCCGGACGAUCAGUCAGAUGCCUCUGAGUCUCAUGCAGCUCCAAACACCCGUGUAUAUCGAGACGCGAUUCGUCGAGAUCUAAUUCUGGAGCCGCCCGCAUUAUUAACCAUUCAUCUGAAGCGUUUUCAGCAGUUUCGCAACAACUUGCAGAAGUCACAGAAGCCCGUCAAAUUUCCUCUCAUAUUGGACAUCAGCCCAUUCUGCUCCACACUGUAUCUAUCGCCUUGCGAUUCUGUUUGUUAUCGACUGUACGGCGUGGUGGAGCACAUGGGACGUCUAGCCGGAGGUCAUUAUGUGGCUUACGUCGCUGCCACUGCACCUAAUAUUGAACAGGAUGCUGAAUCCUCGCCAGCAUCUGAUCGCCUAAAAGGCUUUCUGCAGAAAUUUGUUGGAUCACUGGACCAUCCGCCGAAAUGGCCACUUACUGUGCACGACCUCGUCAGACGCCUCCGACGCUGCAGUCGAUCUCAGUUGCUUCACUCCGUAUCGGAAUUGUCUUCCAUUGUUAAUCGGGACACAGAUUCACCUGAUUCUACGGAGAACGAAGCGCGGACGGAGCCUGAGGAAGCGGAUAAACGCACUUGGUUCCGGUGUUCGGAUAGUCAUGUUUCCUGGGUACCUGUGAGCGCUGUGCUGGAGUGUCAACCUUUUUUAUUAUUCUACGAGCGGAUUACCAGUUGACCCCCUUCCUCUCUUGAGAAUGUCGCUAAUUGCCGUACCUUUCGUUGUACAGCAAUGUUCAUGAUGUCUUUCCUAGUUUUCCAAGAGGAUACUUCUAUAUACAAAGUGAUCGCAUCGUCUUCUCACUACCAUGCACAGUUUUCCCCUUUCAUUUCACUAAUCCUUUCAGGGUGUGCCACAACGUGUCAGCGUUUUAAACUGCUAG